CUCACAUCGUAUCAACACACUGCAUACAGCUCCUAGCUACAGCUCAAGCUCUCUGGAUCCUCAUAGACCUCCCCCGCGGAACACCCGUCGAAAAUGGUCAACGAACACCCCCAAACCGGCUCGUCCGCAUCCACCUCCUCGGUCUCCUUCAAGACCGAAUUCGCCGUAGAUAUGACCUGCCAAUCCUGCGUAUCCGCCGUGACGAAAGCUCUCCAGACCGUCCCGGGGGUGGAGGAUUAUGAUAUCAACUUGGAGAAGAAGCAGGUCGUCGUUACCGGUCGAGCUCCCCCGUCGCUGGUCACCAGGGCUCUGAAAGAUACAGGCCGACAGAUCCUCAUCCGUGGGUCUGGUACGACGACCGGCGAACACGAAGGCGCCGCCGUAGCGAUCUUCGAGACCCCCCUAGGUCCCUCGCUCGGAACCACCACCACACCCAACCAUAGCCAGCUUGAAGAGACCCAAAAAGUACACGGAAUCGCCCGUUUAGUCCAAGUCUCUUCCAGCCCGGUGUUGUCGUUGUUGGACUUGACGAUCAGGUUCCCUGGGUAUCCUCUCGCCGCUCCGUCCUUGUCUACUUCUUCUUCGUUAUCAUCUUCGGGCUCAACGGGCACACCUACGAACUCUAUACACACAAGAACAAGCUCCCCCGACUCGUACACCCUCUACAUCUCCCGCACCGGCGACCUAACCAACCUCCACACCCCUCCUUCCUAUUCCAUCUCCACGCCGCUGCACACCCUUACCACCCUCCAACCCGACUCAGAAGGGUACGCCGACGCGUUCUUGGAGUUGCCGUUUGCUGUAUGGGAGGUAGUGGGCAGGGGGAUGGUCGUUGAGCGGACGGGGGAUUUGGAGGCGCGUUUACAAGCUUUGAACUUGAAUUUGAAAUCGGAUGUCAAGGCGAAAGCGCAAGAGGUGAAAGAGCAGGAGAGGAUGAAAGACGUCGUCGGGAUCAUGGGCGGGAAGGGGAGGUUAGGGAUCUUAGCUGGGGUGAUCGCUCGGUCUAGCGGGGUCUGGGGAAAUGACAAGACGAUCUGCGCGUGUAGCGGCAAGACGAUGUGGGAGGAAGGCCGGACGAUGGAUUCUAUCAGCCAGGUCCCCGUCUAGGUGUAGUUGUAGGUCCGGGUAUGUAUAGUCUGAUCGAUAUAACAGUGAAUUCUUAUGGUAUUAAACGACCGCGACCUAGCGUGCCGAGUCGCAUCGACGUCACCAUACCAUGAUACCCGCGCAACGUUUGUCCUUUACAAGUAUCGCCGGGCUUUGCAGUGAUAGACGAUUCGUGAGAUCGUG
Molecule: messenger RNA, 1290 nt
Organism: Filobasidium floriforme
Lineage: Eukaryota; Fungi; Basidiomycota; Tremellomycetes; Filobasidiales; Filobasidiaceae
Exons: 6
Coding region: 94-1107 (337 amino acids)
Biological process (GO): superoxide metabolic process
Molecular function (GO): metal ion binding
Source: RefSeq, a predicted model, not a curated record